This is a messenger RNA of Tachyglossus aculeatus (Australian echidna), 2743 nucleotides long. RefSeq names its product GTP dependent ribosome recycling factor mitochondrial 2 (gene GFM2). Gene Ontology annotation, cellular component: mitochondrion. The record is from RefSeq and is a predicted model, not a curated record. Gene Ontology annotation, biological process: ribosome disassembly; mitochondrial translation. The transcript is spliced from 21 exons. Lineage: Eukaryota; Metazoa; Chordata; Mammalia; Monotremata; Tachyglossidae. The coding region runs from base 76 to 2400 and encodes 774 amino acids. Gene Ontology annotation, molecular function: GTP binding; translation elongation factor activity; GTPase activity.
CACACCCACACACACACCCCGACACCUGUCCGCCCCGGCCUCACCUUCGGGUACAGUUAUAGUGGAAGAACCACAAUGUUGGCAAUCUUGAAGAAGUGUGUAGUCAAAGACCAAAAAGUAUGCAGUCUGCAUAUCAGUUUCAUCAAUCACUGGAGAAGAAGAGCAAUUAUUACCCCAAAACUAAUCCUACAGCAUUACAGUUCACUACCAGGAGAUGAUGUCAAAUCUCUGCGCUCCAUCAUCAAUCCCCCUAUAUCGAAAAUCCGUAACAUUGGCAUUAUGGCUCACAUUGAUGCAGGGAAAACCACAACCACGGAAAGAAUAUUGUACUAUUCCGGAUACACCAGAUCACUGGGAGAUGUAGAUGAAGGCGACACCGUGACAGAUUUCAUGGCCCAGGAGCGAGAACGGGGCAUCACCAUUCAGUCAGCUGCCGUCACAUUUGACUGGAAGGGAUAUCGAGUCAACCUUAUCGACACACCAGGUCAUGUGGACUUCACGCUGGAAGUGGAGCGCUCCCUCAGGGUAUUGGAUGGAGCUGUGGCUGUUUUCGAUGCAUCCGCUGGGGUAGAGGCCCAGACUCUGACGGUAUGGAGGCAAGCUGAUAAGCACCACAUUCCCCGAAUCUGUUUUUUAAACAAAAUGGACAAAACUGGAGCAAGUUUUGCCUAUGCCAUUGAGAGCAUCAGAGAGAAGUUAAAGGCAAAGCCUCUGCUCUUACAGCUGCCGAUUGGUGAGGCUAAAUCUUUCGUAGGACUUGUUGAUGUGGUGACCAAGGAAAAAGUGAUUUGGAAGCCCACAGCUAAUUCAGAUGAUGGAAAGCACUUCAAGCGAGAACUCCUCAGUGAAACAAAUGAUCCUGAAUUGCUGAAGGAGGCCGGCGAUGCAAGAAAUGCUUUAAUCGAACAAAUUGCAGAUUUGGAUGAUGAAUUUGCCGAAUUAGUUCUGGGAGAAUUCAGUGAAAAUUUUGAUUUGCUACCAGCUGAAAAGCUGCAGGCUGCGGUCCGCCGGGUGACGUUGGCUCGCACAGCAGUGCCCGUGCUGUGUGGCAGCGCGCUGAGGAACAAAGGAGUGCAGCCCUUGCUGGAUGCUGUCACCAUGUACCUGCCGUCCCCCGACGAGCGGAGCCACGAAUUUCUGCAGUGGUAUAAGGAUGACUUGUGUGCCUUGGCGUUUAAAGUUCUCCAUGACAAACAGCGUGGCCCACUGGUUUUCCUGCGUAUCUACUCAGGCACAAUAAGACCCCAGUCAGCCAUCCACAAUGUAAACGGAAACUGCACGGAGAGAAUAAGUCGCCUCCUGUUACCUUUUGCUGACCAACAAAUAGAAAUACCUUCUCUGCCUGCUGGAAACAUUGCACUAACUGUUGGCUUAAAACAGACUGCAACUGGAGACACCAUCGUCGCAUCCAAGGCCUCGGCCUUAGCGGCCGUCCGCAGGGCUGGACGAGAUCUGAGGAAGAGCCCCAAGCAGAGCGGGGAAACGGAGAGCCUUUUACUGGCAGGGGUGGAGGUUCCAGACCCCGUCUUCUUUUGCACAAUAGAGCCCCCUUCCAUGGCCAAACAACCAGAUUUGGAUCAUGCAUUGAACUGCCUUCAGCGUGAAGAUCCUAGUUUAAAAGUGAGACUAGACCCUGAUUCUGGACAAACAAUCCUCUGUGGCAUGGGAGAGUUGCACAUUGAGAUUAUUAUUGACCGCAUCAAGCGAGAAUAUGGACUUGAGACUUAUGUCGGACCCCUCCAAAUAGCAUACAGAGAAACCAUCCUAAACUCAGUCCGGGCCUCAGAUACAUUGGAUAGAACCUUGGGAGAUAAGAAGCAUCUAGUGACUGUAGAGCUGGAGGUGAGGCCUUUGGAAAGCGAAGAGUCCAGAUUAAUCCCGGUCAUUGAGUAUGCUGAACUCAUCAGUGAAGAGCUUCUUAAUGACCUUCAAGAGCCUGUUGAAAGUGGAAUUCAUGGUGCAUGCCUUCAAGGCCCUUUGCUUGGAUUUCCAAUCCAGGACGUGGCAGUUACUGUACAUUCAGUGACCCUUCACCCUGGUACUUCUUCAACUAUGAUUUCUGCUUGUGUCUCACGCUGUUUACACAAGGCACUGAGGAAAGCAGACAAGCAAGUGUUGGAGCCUCUGAUGAACCUAGAGGUCACAGUGCCCGGGGAUUACCUGAGUUCGGUCCUGGCUGACUUGGCCCAGAGGCGAGGUACUGUUCAGGAGAUACAGAGUCGGCAGGACAACAAAGUCGUUGCAGGAUCCGUCCCCUUAGCGGAAAUGAGAGGUUAUUCAACCGUGCUACGUUCUCUAACAUCGGGUUCUGCUACUUUUGCUCUGGAACUGUCGAACUAUCAAGCUAUGAACCUCCAAGACCAAACUGCGCUGCUUAAUCGGCGGAGUGGAGUGUCCUGAUCGCGGUAGCCCCUUGGACCGAGAUGCAUUUGAGGAAUCGAUUCCUACUUUAUAUUCAGUGGAAAAGUCAUGCGUCUCGGCAUGAGAAUGGAACAGUUGUGACUCUUUCCAAGAAAAUGCUCAAAGGUCCAGGUGGAAGACUGUAAGUUGCUAGUGGGGAUGUCUGUCUUAAUUGGUAUGAAGAAGUGCCUGCUGAAGUGCUAUUUACAGAGCCUUAAGUUGCAACAUAGGACCUUAAAGGAGGGUAAGGGGGGGCAUUUUCCAUUUACAGGUUUAUAUUGGCUGUGGACUUCUUAAUACAAGAAUGACCAUUGUUUGUAAAUACAGGCCUGUUGACAAUUUA